Molecule: messenger RNA, 738 nt
Organism: Podospora pseudopauciseta
Lineage: Eukaryota; Fungi; Ascomycota; Sordariomycetes; Sordariales; Podosporaceae
Exons: 2
Coding region: 1-738 (245 amino acids)
Source: RefSeq, a predicted model, not a curated record
AUGUCCACCACGUCACCAUCACCAUCACCAUCACCAUCACCAUCAACCUCGCCACUACCAUCACCUUUGGGGCCAUAUGUACGACUGCCGUCUUCAGAGACCCAGCUGUUAACGUCCGCAAUACAAUACCUGGACGAAUAUCGCUGGAAAGAUGCUUUCAAAACCAUCUGUGCCGCUGGACAUGCGAUGCACAGCCCACCCGCCAAGCUUCACAACCUGCACCUGCUACCACAUAUCAACCAGCUUUUUGAAGCUAUCAUGCUCCAUCACGCCUAUGGUGUUGACCACCACGUAGACCGCACCAUCAACCACAUUUUGCACCUCGCUGUCCGGACCUGUCAGGAUGCUAGAGAAGACCAACAUGACACAUAUUCUGACGAAUGCAUCAGAUGGAUGACGCCAAUCGAAGUCGAAAUAGGGCAAUACCUCCAGUUCUAUCGCAUGUUCUGUCGGUACCUCGAGAACUACUCCAUGUCUAUCGAGUCCGACCGCAUUUUGGACGAUGACGCCGCCAAGAGAUAUCCGCCAAGACAUGCAAGGAGCGGCAGCCGACAACACGCCGCGCAGGCGAUCACAACGAUUGCGCUCCCAGCACUCAACACCGGAGCCUGCCGCCUCAGACCCAAGGCAGCAAAGGAGAUCUCAACGACCUCGGCGCCGGAGGGUGUCAUCCCCACCCCAACUACCAACUCCACCCACCCAAAGCGGCGAUCUGACGUAUUCAACCUACAAGACUGA